GUGAUGUUUCCACCAUCAUCAAGUCUCUCAGCCUUUUAGUCUACACUCUACAGUCUUCUUCUUCUUCUACCAGCUCCUCCAUAAAUCACCCACAAACAUCAACAAAAAUGGCAGUUAAUCCAUCCAUUCUCUUAACCAUGUUCCCUCUCUUUCUCUUCUUGAGCCUUACCAACGCUGCGAUCCCCGGCGUCUACUCCGGUGGCUCUUGGCAAACCGCUCACGCCACUUUCUACGGUGGCGACGACGCUUCAGGAACCAUGGGUGGUGCAUGCGGUUACGGGAAUUUGUAUAGCCAAGGAUACGGCACUAACACGGCGGCCCUGAGCACGGCGCUUUUCAACAGUGGCUUAACCUGUGGCGCAUGCUUUGAAAUCAAAUGUGUCAAUGAUCCUAAAUGGUGUCAUUCAGGCAGUCCUUCUGUCCUUGUAACCGCAACAAAUUUUUGUCCUCCCAAUUUAGCUCAGCCUAGCGACAAUGGUGGCUGGUGCAAUCCACCACGCGCUCACUUCGACCUGGCCAUGCCAGUUUUCCUCAAGAUCGCCGAGUAUCGUGCCGGCAUUGUCCCUAUUUCAUACCGCAGGGUGGCAUGUAGGAAGAGUGGAGGGAUAAGGUUUACGAUCAACGGCCACCGUUACUUCAACUUGGUGCUGAUCACGAACGUGGCUGGAGCAGGAGACAUCGUGAGGACGAGCGUGAAAGGAUCGAAGACUGGUUGGAUGGGUUUGACUAGGAACUGGGGACAGAACUGGCAGUCUAAUACUGUUCUCGUUGGUCAGUCACUUUCUUUCCGUGUGACAACCAGUGACCGUAGAACCUCUACUUCAUGGAACAUCGUACCUUCAAACUGGCAGUUUGGACAAACCUUUGUCGGAAAAAACUUCAGAGUCUAAAGUGAAUUUGGAGAAAAUUGAAGAAGCUCCUCUACCCAAUUCGAAAUCUAUAACUUUGUAUUUUCUGUUAUGUAUUUUUAUAUUGUGAUCUGAAGUGGCUGUUGGAGAAAAAUGUAAACAGCCCGCAGCGCUUAAAUUACGUUAAGUUUGCUUGUAAUGUCGAAUUACAUUAUAUGCUAUAUAGAAUUAAACUUGUUCUGUUUUCAUUUUUCAA
This is a messenger RNA of Brassica oleracea var. oleracea, 1104 nucleotides long. Its product is annotated as expansin-A16. Bases 108 to 890 code for a protein of 260 amino acids. The record is from RefSeq and is a predicted model, not a curated record. The transcript is spliced from 3 exons. Lineage: Eukaryota; Viridiplantae; Streptophyta; Magnoliopsida; Brassicales; Brassicaceae. Gene Ontology annotation, cellular component: extracellular region. Gene Ontology annotation, biological process: plant-type cell wall organization.